This is a messenger RNA of Aspergillus japonicus CBS 114.51, 1659 nucleotides long. Its product is annotated as amino acid transporter. Gene Ontology annotation, biological process: amino acid transmembrane transport. Gene Ontology annotation, molecular function: amino acid transmembrane transporter activity. The record is from RefSeq and is a predicted model, not a curated record. Bases 1 to 1659 code for a protein of 552 amino acids. Gene Ontology annotation, cellular component: membrane. The transcript has 7 exons. Lineage: Eukaryota; Fungi; Ascomycota; Eurotiomycetes; Eurotiales; Aspergillaceae.
AUGACGACGAAAAAAACGGCCGCGAAACCACACACUGUGGAGAUCAUCGCUAAUCUUGAGCAAAGUGAUGACUUUGAGAAAGGCACAACAGAGCUCCUGGGAGCCAACGAAGAUGUUGGCUAUCAUCGAUCGCUGGGCCGUCGCCAAAUCAUGAUGAUGACCUUCGGGGCAGGCAUUGGGACUGGCUUAUGGGUCGGUACAGGCACAGCCCUCAAGUAUGCGGGCCCGGGUGGUAUUGCCAUUGCCUAUACUAUCACUGCGAUGGUCGUUUACCUGCAGUAUAUCUCGGUGGGAGAGAUGACAACAUACAAACCUGUCCAUGGUGGAUUUAUCCGACAAUGCAUCGAGUACGUGGAGCCUGCGUUUGGAUUUGCAGUGGGGAUCAACUUCUGGUUCUCUUGGGUGAUCUGUAUCCCCGCUGAGAUCACCGCGGCAGUGUCCGUGCUCGAGUUUUGGCCGCAGACCCAGGUCGUUCCCCUGGCAGCAUACAUCACGAUUUUCCUGGUCGUUAUUGCCUUGGCCAACUCAUUCGGGGUUCGGCUCUACGGCCACGUCGAGUAUGUCAUGUCGUUUGUCAAAUGUCUCGCCAUCAUAGUCAUGAUCUUCUUUAUGAUCAUCAUGACCUCCGGUGGGAUUCCAGCCACGCAUGGUGCGAUUGAAUUCCGCUACUGGCGGAGUCCCGGUGCUCUCAACAAUGGGAUCAAGGGGAUUUCCAAGGCCUUUGUGCAAGCCCUGUUCAGCUUUGGCGGCGGAGAACAUAUCGCUGUGAUUGCCGGCGAGGCACGGGAUCCUCGCCGGACCAUCAAGAAAACCGUCUAUCCGGUCUUCUGGCGCAUGUUCGCCUUCUUCGUCGUCAACAUCUGGCUCAUGGGCAUGUGCGUGCCGUACAAUGACGAGGACCUGGUCAACGGCAGCGGCACACUCGGAAGUCCCUUUGUCAUUGCCAUCGAGCGUGCAGGUGUGAUGUGGCUGGCUCAUAUCAUCAACGGCUUCAUCUUUCUGACGGUGAUCAGCUGUGGGAUCACCAGCACGUAUAUCGCCAGCCGAAGUCUGACAGCUUUGUCGGACAUGAAGAUCAUCCAUAGCGUGUUCGGACGGAAAGACUCUGCCGGGCGACCAUAUGUAUCACUGGCCAUCAGCACCGCCCUCGGAGGAGGCUUAGCCUACCUGAACUGCAACGAUACGGGUGCUGUGGUAUACAGUUGGUUUUCAUCAUUGGUGUCAGUCUCAACCCUGUUCCAAUGGUCCAGCAUCUUCAUCUCGCACAUCCAAUUCCGACGAGGCCUCGCGGCGCAGGGCAUCAGCACCCAGUCGCUAUCCUUCCGAGCGCCCGCAGCCCCCUACCUGCAGUACUUCGCGCUGGUGAUUGUUCUCUUCAUUGCAGGCUGCGAGUUCUAUCUGGCCUGCUUCCCCUUUGGUGAGAAGGGAUCCGCCAAGUCCUGGUUUUCCACGUACAUUGCUGCGCCGUUGUUCUUCAUGGACUAUUUUGGUUACAAGAUUUACUAUCGUUCAAAGCUUGUCCAGCCGACUGAGAUGGACUUCACGGCGGCUCAGGCUUUCGAUGAAGAAGACCGGGCUAGGGCUGCGGUGGGGUAUGAGCGGGAUCAUUGUGAAGACACAGGGAUGAUGCAGCAGAUCAAAAACUUGAUCUUUGGUUAG